Coprinopsis cinerea okayama7#130 is the source of this 2208-nucleotide messenger RNA. Its product is annotated as shk1 kinase-binding protein 1. The transcript has 14 exons. Gene Ontology annotation, biological process: peptidyl-arginine N-methylation; regulation of DNA-templated transcription. The coding region runs from base 1 to 2208 and encodes 735 amino acids. The record is from RefSeq and is a predicted model, not a curated record. Gene Ontology annotation, cellular component: nucleus; cytosol. Lineage: Eukaryota; Fungi; Basidiomycota; Agaricomycetes; Agaricales; Psathyrellaceae.
AUGUCACGCUGGGAUCUGUCGGCGACGCUCGCAACUUGCUUGACGCUCGAGGACGUAUCGGACGCGGAACGCAAACCGGACCUCAAUUAUGAAACACCUGUUCUCCAAGUCACCUCCAAAGCGCGUGAAAAUAAAUAUGAAGUCGUUUGUUUACCGCUGACAACGGAAGCUUGGAAGCGAAGAUGGUCCAGUAUGUGCCUGCUGCCCGUCGACGCGACAGAAGAAGAAAAGGGAGAGGCAUCUAAGGCUGCAGAGCUGUGGAGAGUCCGCCCGGGGUUCUUGAAAGAUGAAGUCACCCUCUCGCGGCUAGACGAAGCUGAGGGUGUGAUUGCUAUGGUCUCGGAAUGGCUCGAGUUGGAUUCGCCAGACGACUGGAUCCGCAACGAUGCAGAAAUAGCCCUGCAGCAGGAGCUUUCCUACGCUUCAUAUCUCAACAUCGCGACUGCAAUCCUGCCUCCGCCUCGUAACAGAGACCAUGUCGCUUCAUAUGCCAGGGCAAUCAACUCAUGUCUACAGGCGACUUCCUACAUUAGCCUCUCCGUGCGCCUCCCAAUCUACAACCCCUCCGUCUUCCAACCCACUUCGCCCCUGUCUUCAUAUCCUUCUUCGUCAUCCCACAACUCUCUCAUGUCUCCGCAAACCCCGGCUUUGGUGGUAUCGGACGCCAACCAAGAUCGACCCCAAAACUCUGAAACGUCUUUGAAUGCAACAUGGGAGAUGUGGGAUCUCAUUCGGUCCAUGUGUGAUUACAAUCCUCGUCUGACCCUUACUCUGGACCUUUCACCGGCGCUUCCGACCUCUUUGGGUGUCCUCAGCAAAUGGGCCGCUGAGGCUGUUCGACACAUCUUCCUGCCAGCUUCCACGUUCAUUGCCAAUAUGAAGGGGUACCCACAUCGGCCCACAAUCAUUCUAGCGGACGUAAACUCGGGAAGGCAUGCUCGUGGUGGUGAACGUGCCUACUCCCAGUACAUACGUCAUCUGGAGAAAACAAGUCCGACCGUGCAGGCUGCCCAAAAACCCGGGACGGUGGAAAACUUUGCGCAAGGUUAUCAAGACUAUCUGCAGGCGCCAUUACAGCCGUUAAUGGAUAACCUGCCAAGUUUCACGUAUCAGGUCUUUGAGAAGGAUCCCGUCAAAUAUGCUCAAUAUGAAGAGGCUAUGUAUAGGGCAUUCUUGGACCGCCCAGCAGACGGCAAAACGUUAGUUUGUGUUGCAGGGGCUGGCCGUGGACCGCUUGUCGCGCGAUGUCUGACGGCCUUGGAGCGUGCGCAUCGCGAUGCCAAGGUCUAUGUGAUAGAGAAAAACCCGAAUGCAUAUGUAACCUUGCAGCAUCGGCAAGAAAGAGAAUGGGGAGACAAGGUCCAGCUCGUCUUUGGUGACAUGCGGGUCAUCGAUGUGCCCGAGCAGGUUGACAUCCUAGUCAGUGAAUUGUUGGGUUCAUUUGGAGAUAACGAGCUCAGUCCAGAGUGUCUGGACGGGGCCAUGCGCUUUUUGAAACCGGACGGCAUCUCGAUACCGUCUUCUUACACAGCCCAUCUCGCGCCUUUGUCCUCGUCCAAGCUCUACAACGAGGCUCGAUCUGGGAAUAGUGAGAAAAGUCUGGAAACCCCUUACGUGGUUAUGUUCCAAGCGGUCAACAUCCUCAGCGGACUACCGUUGAGCAAUAACCAUAAUGUGCGAUCCGCCAAAUUGAGAUUCUACAUACCUCAUGCGGGGGUACUCCACGGACUCGCUGGUUACUUCGAAGCAGUUUUAUAUGGAAAUGUUGGUCUGAGUAUCCAUCCACAGCGAAAAGAUCAGAUAUCAAAGGACAUGCUCAGCUGGUUCCCCCUGUUUUUCCCAUUCAAGGAACCGCUCUACCUCCCGAGUGAUUCUGAGCUACAAGUAUCCAUCUGGCGACUGACAAAUAACCAAAAAGUCUGGUACGAGUGGCAUGCAGAGUCUUUCUUGUCUAUUCCAAAGAAACCUGCGGAAGGAGACGAUGCGUUCCAACCCGCCAGAGCACCGACGCCUUCGAUACCGACCUCGCCAAGCGGGUUCCCCAGCCCGCUCAUUGAUAGCGUCGAUCCCUUUAGCAACCAAUGGCGCCGUAUGUCUGUAGCGACCAACUCGACUUCAAGUUCCGCAGACGUUGAAUAUGAAUCUGUCAAGAUUGGGCAUACCAGUCUUCAUAACCCAGGUGGGCGGAGCAGCUGGAUUGGCUUGUGA